Molecule: messenger RNA, 1271 nt
Organism: Microbotryum saponariae
Lineage: Eukaryota; Fungi; Basidiomycota; Microbotryomycetes; Microbotryales; Microbotryaceae
Source: the annotation of a GenBank genome assembly
AUGGCAUCAAAGCAGCUCACAAGGUUGACCAACAGUAUCUACUUUGCCGAGCCAGUCCGAUCUGCGCCACGCAAACGAAGCCAUGAGGCGCCACAUAUUGUGGUCAGUCGAAACCUCCUGCCCGCGACGUACAACUUGCGAGGAGGCGUACUAUAUGACCUGGGGCAACGACCUCACUCCCCCCCCUUUUUCCUUCGAGAUCGGUGACAGCUCAUGUUUGGAUGGAUGGACGCCCAAAUGAAGCAUCUUUCCAAAUACGUUGAAGGAUACCAUCGCGUGGUCAGUCCUUCGCUUAGCAACCUGUGGCCGCGCGCAUAAGCGUCGUCUGCCUCCGCCCGGCCUCAGCUGGCGAUUCCUCCUGCCCGCAGUCCGGACUGAUGGAUGCGACGACCUUCUGUCCUGUGACUUACCGCCUGUGCAGUAUCCGUCGUCGACGAUUCUGCUCGUUCGGAGCUCGCAGACAUCCUUCUAUUCCCGGGCCGAAACCCAACGGCGCGCCCUGAGCCCCGCCGUCGAAUUCCUCCGAGCACGUCUCGGCGACUCGGGCUCGGCCGUGCCCGCGGCGGGACCGUCCUCCGGCCUGCUCGUCCAUACUUUUUCCAACGGUGGUUGCCUCAACCUCAAGAUGAUCAACGAGAUGAUGUUACGCUCGUCCCUGUCCCGCAUCUCCCAGGGCGAUCCGCACGGCCGGGCCGAGUACUCCGAAAAUUCGGAGGUCAACGGAAUCCCGGCCCGAGCGAUUAUUUUUGACAGCUGCCCCGGGAAUGGGGGAUUAAAGACGAUGAUCUCGGCCUUCACGGCGCCGUUGAACAAUUGGCUGUUCAAGGCACCGGCGAUGGUCCUCGUAGCUCUGGUAUUCGGUAUGCUUAGGAUCUUCAAUGCGUAAGUCUUCUUGAAGCUGCAUUUGCGAGGCUCAAGAUCGGGCCGAGAGUGGACUCGAGCGGCUCUCACCCUCUCUAUCUCUUGAACGAAUUUUCUUUCGAGGCAGACUUCGGUUCAAGCCUUCCAUCCUGGACCAAGUGGGAACAUACGUUGCGACGCAAAUCCCUCUUGUCCCCCGCCUCUACCUCUACUCGGCCACGGACAUGCUAAUCCCCGCUCAGGACGUGGAAGCAAAUGCACAAUGGGCGCGCCAACAAGGCGCCAAGGUGACGAUGCUAAAAUUCGAAGGCACCGAACAUGUCAGUCAUGUGAGGAGGGAGCCAGAAAAAUACUGGGGCGCCGUCAAGAAGCUGUGGGAGGGUACAAGUCUCGUCGAAACGCUGGACUAA